CUAGGGUACAAUGGCUCGCUACCCAAUGGAGACCGGGGGAGACGGAAAAGCAGAUUUGCCCUGUACAAGAGGACCAAAGCCAACGGGGUUAAGCCAAGCACAGUGCACAUCCUCAACACACCGCAGGCCUCCAAGGCUGUUAACAGUAAAGGCCAGCACAGCAUCUCCUACACACUGUCCAGGAACCAGACAGUAGUUGUGGAGUACAGCCAUGACAAAGACACAGACAUGUUUCAGAUUGGACGCUCCACAGAGAGCCCCAUAGACUUUGUGGUGACCGACACUGUAGCAGGAGGCCAGGAGGGUGAGGAGACCCCCAUCACUCAGAGCACCAUCUCUCGCUUUGCCUGUCGCGUGGUCUGUGAGCGCAACCCCCCCUACACCGCGCGCAUCUAUGCCGCUGGCUUUGACUCCUCCAAAAACAUUUUCCGGGGUAAUUACUAGUUAGAAAAAGCUGCAAAAUGGAAGAACCCUGAUGGUCACAUGGAUGGCCUGACAACCAACGGUGUGCUAGUUAUGCACCCGAAAGGUGGUUUCACAGAAGACUCUAAGCCCGGCGUCUGGAGAGAGAUCUCAGUGUGUGGAGAUGUUUAUACUCUGAGGGAGACCAGAUCAGCACAAACCCCCGGGAAGCUGGUGGAACAUGAGAGUAACAUCCUUCAGGAUGGCUCCCUGGUGGACCUGUGUGGAGCUACACUCCUCUGGCGCACAGCAGAAGGCCUCUUUCACACUCCCACACAGAAACACUUGGAGGCUUUGAGACAGGAGAUCAAUGCGGCGCGUCCCCAGUGCCCCGUUGGGCUCAACACCUUGGCCUUCCCGAGCAUGCAGCGCAGCCGUGCACUCUCCUGUCUGGAGGACAAGCAGCCCUGGGUCUACCUGGCCUGUGGCCACGUUCACGGCUACCACAACUGGGGCCACCGCUCAGAGCAGGAGCCCAACACCCAGCGGGAGUGCCCCAUGUGUCGUAUGGUGGGGCCCUAUGUGCCGCUGUGGCUGGGCUGUGAGCCUGCCUUCUACGUGGACACGGGAGCCCCCACACACGCCUUUGUGCCCUGUGGACACGUGUGCUCAGAGAAGUCGGUCAAGUACUGGUCUGAAAUCCCUCUGCCUCAUGGAACCCACGCCUUCCACGCAGCCUGCCCCUUCUGUGCCACCCAGCUCAGCCUCCCUCAGGGCUGCUCCAAGCUAAUCUUCCAGGGCCCUGUGGACUGAGGCCUGCUCUGGCUCAAGGACUUAAGACAAGUGCCAACAUGCUGUGAAACUCUUUAGAAUAUUUAGUGCUUUCUAUUGUUUGUGUAAGCCAGGCAGUGGAAAGACUGUCUCAAGUUCGGGUCAUAUACUGUGGAUCAUGCACAACAGAGCCAUUAGACUGUGACUGGGUGAAAGGCCGCUGUGGGAUCCAGACAAGUGGAGUACACUGGACCAUGAUGCCUGGCUCAUUUAUAAUGAAAUACUGUUUCAUCUCCGGCCGACCAAUCACUUGGAACAGCGCUGGUUAAACUACAUUUACUGCUGGUUUUCAAUCAGAGUGCCAGAUUACAGUGGUGGUACAGAGGGAGCAGUGAGCAGGUGUAGUUCUGCUUUAAAAGGUGAAAACGUGGCCAUGGCUUUAUAGUGGAGUUCCCGGUGAGUGUGACACUAGUUAAGUUUAUACAGAGCCUGACAGCUGGACUGUUGGCUGUAACAAAAGCCAGGAGACGAGGAGCUCAUGGCUUCAUCCCUCAAACUCACCCAUGGAUCCAAAGUACAAAACAAGGAGGACUCAUGUACAGAGAUUUAACCAGUGCCUCAAUCUUUUCUAAUAUUACAGAGAUAUUGUUGAAGGCAGAUAGAUUUUCAUAUUGAUGACACAAGGAACACAAAGAUUCUCCGCAUUUUUACCAGACAGAGGAGCUGUUACUAAACGGAGGCCCUUGUACUGUUUUGUAAUGCAAAUGUUAAUAUAUAUUUUUCUGCAUAAAUAAUUUGCGUGAAUGUUUAAAUGUGUGGGUUUGACUGAGUGGGCGCCCAACAUCAUUUCACAACAAUAUAUGCUCUCAUCCAAUCCCCAACUGACAAAGACACAAUACAGGGCUUCAUUGUGAGUAUCCUGAAAUACUGUAGAUGUUCCUACAGAUGGCGCUUGUUUCCAUGCGCCCCCUGUCUAUGCACAUAUAACUAUCAGAACCCCCACCCCAUUCCCACGUACUGUAUUCAAUCUGCACUGUUGUUAGCUUUAUCACAUGCUGGGGCUAAUCCAAUGGCAAACCUGGGCUCUGUCUCACCAGCUUCCCAAGAUUAUACCAAAUAUAAAAAUGACUUUUUCGUCCCUAUUCAAGAUGCAACAGCCACCUUUUUCUGAUUCAAAGUGUCUUCCUGUAAACAAUCUUGAACCCAACUGCUGCUACAGUGGAACGAUGACAGCUCCGGAUUACCGUCCAGGCUGUAAGGAUGCACAACCCAGCUCCAUGGGAAUAAUAUUAUUAUCACAUGCUAUGCCAAGAUGGGUGGAUUCAAUUGUGUGAGAAUGAGUGGAGUUGUCCAGAAAAUAUAGAGUUGAAUAGAAAGUGUGUCAAAGAAUCUGGGACUGAUCACAGCAUUCUUAUCAGGCUAGCACACAACAUGGGUUUGUGACAGCACUGGUUUGCAUUAGCAUAAUUUUAAAGUUUGGAUUGUUUGAUUGGACUACGUUUUCAGGAGAGGUCAUCUAUGGGUAAAGAUAGAGAUGUUUACUUUAUGGUAUAGAAGCCAUGUGAAUGUUGGACUUUGUAAAAAACAAAACAUUGUACCAUCAAAUACAAGGCCAAAGAUACUAAAAGAUACCAAAAGCGACUUAAAGUACAUUUUUAAAGUACAUUUUAAAUAGAGCUGUUAAUAUGGACAGUACCUGGAGGACAAGAAAAUGGAACAGUAAUUGGUCUAACAGGUAUCAACAUGUCAAACCUCGCCCAUGCAGCCACGCGUUUGUAAUCGAGGAAGUCCUGAGUGAUGUCAUGUAGUACUUGACAUCGCAGUGGCUCACUCAGUUUUUUACUAGAAAGCUGUUUUACCUAGUUGGCAUUAAAAUGGAAAAAAGGACUAGGAACCAUACACAAUACAAAUAAACAUGACAUACAGAGUUAAAAAAAAAAAAAAAAAGAAGUAUUUAGUUCCACUUUAAGCCUCGUCAGGAGCAAAGUAGAAGCUGAAGCGCCCUUAUUUUUAUAAAAUGUUGAUCCCAAGAUUCAGCUGUCACUACAGAUCUGCCCUCUGUGUGGUUUCUGAAGCAUUAAUAUGUUUGUUAUGGAGUCAAAAUCUUUCAAAAGGACUACAAUAAAGCAUUAAAGAUCUUAACUAUAACUAAAUGGUAUAGUUUAGUUAGGAGUGUGAUUUUUUAUUUUUUUUUUUUUGAUGUAGUGUGCUGUUCAGGUGCACGGCCACAUUGUCCUGUAGCAUUCCCUCUUGAACACUGUGUUGCUUGAGACAGCUCUAGAACAGCUGCCGGAGGAGCUGCCUGUCUAACAUUCCUCUUUGGUAAACAUGGGUGGGGCCCUCCGCUCACUUUAGGCCUUGUUCUAUGAUUCUGUCUCGUUCAGGAACUCUGUACUCAAGCCAUAGAACUCACUGAUGCUCCCGAUGUCUCCUUUGCAAAGAAAUAAAGUAUUUUUAAAAGUA
This is a messenger RNA of Boleophthalmus pectinirostris (great blue-spotted mudskipper), 3636 nucleotides long. RefSeq names its product pellino E3 ubiquitin protein ligase family member 2 (gene peli2). The transcript has 6 exons. Gene Ontology annotation, biological process: regulation of Toll signaling pathway; protein polyubiquitination. NCBI's taxonomy places the organism in Eukaryota, Metazoa, Chordata, Actinopteri, Gobiiformes, Gobiidae. Gene Ontology annotation, molecular function: protein binding; ubiquitin protein ligase activity. The record is from RefSeq and is a predicted model, not a curated record.